Molecule: messenger RNA, 1071 nt
Organism: Colletotrichum siamense
Lineage: Eukaryota; Fungi; Ascomycota; Sordariomycetes; Glomerellales; Glomerellaceae
Exons: 5
Coding region: 1-1071 (356 amino acids)
Source: RefSeq, a predicted model, not a curated record
AUGAGUGUGGCUGAUAGACUGCAGGUGCAAGCAGCCCGGACGUUGUUGCAAGCUCUGAGCCCCAGCGAGAAAAGGAUCGUCUCGCACAGCCUUGAUUCCGAGGACUGGAGAAAAUGGAUGAACCCCGAAUUCGUGUUGUUCAAGUGUGGCCUACGUCUCGAAGAUUUGGAAAAAGCGAAAAUCGAAGCCAUCAUGAACCUCGUGCAGAGUUCUCUCAGCGACAAGGGGUUCGACAAAGUCAGAGGCGCAAUGAAGACCAAUAAGUUUCUCGGUGAACUUUGCCAUAAAAAGGCAAUUUUGAACGAAUAUAGUUAUUUCUUCGCGAUCUUCGGAGAACCUUCAGAGACAGAACCGUGGUCAUAUAUGCUUUUCGGCCACCACCUUGCUCUCAAUGUUUUCAUCGCUCGACAGCAGAUGGUCAUCGGCCCAGUCUUUCUCGGGGCUGAGCCAAGUAUUAUCGACGAUGGCCCGGAUAAAGGGAUAACGCUGUGUGCGGAGGAAAGCGAGCUGGGUCUACGGCUAAUGAAGUCGCUUUCGCCGGCAAUGCAAAAGAAAGCGCAACUGUACUCCGGAUUGCACGACUCAGCCAUGCCAGAGGGUCGAUGGAACCCGGCUGAUCAGAGACAUCUGGCUGGCGCCUUUCAAGAUAACCGAGUUAUUCCUUAUGAAGGCGUCCUAGCUACCGACAUGACCAUCGAGCAGCGAGAAUUGCUUGUGUCGAUCAUUUCCACCUCUACGCUUCUUCCGCCAGGGCCACUUGAGUUCCGGCUAGCAGAUGUUCGCGAACACUUGUCGGAAACCUAUUUCUGCUGGAUAGGCGGCUUUAGCUCGACAGACCCUUUCUACUAUCGAAUCCAGAGUCCGGUUACGCUGUUUGAGUUUGACCAUCACUCCGGGGUCUUCCUUACGAACGACGAACCUGCAAAAUACCAUAUUCACACGAUUCAGAGGCUUCCCAAUGGCAAUGACUAUGGACGAUCAUUGAGAGAACUGCUCAGGGAAGAGGCAGAGGAAGACGAACCUGAGUACAAGGUCUGGCCAGGAAACCCAUGGGUGUGCGACAGGGAUUGA